AUGAUUGCGUCCUGCAGCGGCCCCUCUCCUGCGCCCGAGCGCUUCACGGAGACAAUCAGCACCGAUGGCAGCCCUGUCGACUUCAAGCUCGAUUUCGAGCCCGACACGCCGCCACAGGCGCAGCUGCAGCCGGCUGCAGACAGCGAGCCGACUGCGGUGCAGAAAUUCCUGUUUCCUGAUAAAGAGGAGCUCCCGGACGAUUUCGAGCUGCCGAUCUGGGACCACCUGGAGGAGCUGAGGGAGCGCGUUCUGGUGGCCGGGCUGGCGGCGCUGGUGGCCAUCGUCGGCUGCUUCUGCUACAGCAAGGAGCUGGUGUUGUUCCUGGAGGCGCCUGUGGCUGACGCGGGGGUGCGGUUCCUCCAGCUCAGCCCCGGGGAGUUCUUCUUCACCACCUUUAAGGUGGCCGGCUACUCGGGCCUGCUGCUGGCGGCGCCCACCGUGCUGUACGAGAUCAUCGCCUACGUUGUCCCGGGUCUGACUAAGGCGGAGCGCACCUUCCUGGCGCCAGUGGUGUUUGGGUCGUCCAUCCUGUUCUAUUUCGGCCUGGUGUUCUCGUACGAGAUCCUCACCCCCGCGGCCCUCAACUUCUUCGUGUCUUACGCGGACGGCGCCGUGGAGUCCCUGUGGUCCAUCGACCAGUACUUCCAGUUUGUGCUGGUGCUCAUGCUGUCCACGGGGCUGUCGUUCCAGGUCCCGGUGAUCCAGGUGAUGCUGGGCCAGCUGGGCGUGGUGACGUCAGAGCAGAUGUUUGGCCUCUGGCGCUAUGUGGUCGUCGGCUCAACGGUGGUGGCCGCGGUGCUGACGCCGUCCACGGACCCCUUCACACAGGCGCUGCUUGCGAUCCCGCUGGUGGGGCUGUACUUUGGCGGCGCCGCGGCGGUGCGGCUCAUAGAGCAGCGCAAGGCGGACGCGGCGGCGGCGCUCAAGCAGCACGUGGCCACAGCUGCGGGCGAUCCCGCGGGCCGCAACGCUGGUGCCACCGCCACCGCGGCCGCAACUGCCGGUGACGCCGCCGCUGUCGUCGCCGCCGCUGCCGCCGAGCCAUUAACCCCUGCUGCCGCAGUACCUCUGUCGGACCCCUUCCUGUCCGCCACCCCCUUCAACAGCGGCGUCGCCACCGAUGCCGCCAACGCCGCGCCUGUCGCCGCCGCUGCCGCCGCCGCGGCUGCGCCUCCACCCGCUGCCACGCCCAGCGGCGGCCUCGUCGGCGCCGUCGUGAAGCUGGCGCCCGCGGCGGCCGUCCGUGCUGCUGUCCUGGCUGACGGCGCCCAGGCCGCCGGCGCAGAGCCCCCAAUAAUUGCGGCCAUGCGCGCAAGCGGCCUCGUCUCAAUAUUGGAGCAAGACCGCUACGUCUCGACCCAGCAGGCGACCUGCGUCCCCGGCAGCGCGCUCGCCGGCGCGCAGUCCCCCGACGAGGUCCCCGCGGCCGCGUGGCCAGGCUGUGCGGGGCCGAGCGCGACGCUGGUGUGGUUUGGCGACCGCUGCAGCAUACGAUUUGACAGGGCGCGCUAUGCCGGCGUGUACGCAGUGGACAAGGGCACCGGCGCGCCAAUCCCCGGCUGCCUCAUGACGCGCAACCGCACCGCCGCCUUCAACCAGCUGUUCUUGGGCGACUGCGGCACGCCCCCCACGAUCGCCCCGGCCCUGCCCGUCACCAACAUCUGCGCCCCCGCCGCCCAGCCCGGCACGGCCUGCGCGGGAGCGAAGGACGUCGCCGGCGGCCUCGCGGCAACGCUGCCGGCCCCCGCGUCAUGCGGCGCAGCGAGCGGGCAGAGCGUCGUGUACAAGGGGGUCAGGUGCGGCCCGAGGCAGGCGUUCAUCAAGUGGACCCGCUAUGCCGUCGCAGCAGACGGCGCCGUGGGCCCGAGCGGCACGACGUGCGCUCGCAACAAGGUGCAGUCGGCGUCGUUCCCGGGGGUGGCGCCGCUGCUCGCGGCGAGCGCGGACAUGAUAGGAUCCUGUGGCGUGCCGCCCAUGGCCAACAAGGCGUUGCCCGUCGAGGUGUGCCCCGCGGGCACCUCGCCCCCCGGCAGCACCGGCGGCGGCGACGGCGGCGCGAGCGGCGACGGCAGCGCGGCGCCCGCCGGGCUGAAGCUGCCGCUGCCUGUCAGCGUCCUCCCAACCGAAGCCCAAAAGGCUGGCGAGACGGUGCCCUGGGGCGUCGCCCGCAUCGAGUCCAACCUGGGCAAACAGGUUACUAAGCCCCUGGACAGCGUCGUCGCCGUGCUGGACACCGGCAUUGAUGACAGCCACCCCGACCUGGUGGUGGCUGGCGGCGUGUCUUGGGUCGGCACCGACUGGCGGGACCGCAACGGGCACGGCACCCACGUCUCCGGCACCAUCGGAGCCAAGAACACGGGCGCCGGCGUCGUCGGCGUCGCCCCCGGCACGCCGCUGUUCGCGCUGCGCGUCCUGGACGAGAACGGCAGCGGCACCUUUGCCAGCGUCAUCCAGGCGCUGCUGUGGCUGGCCAAGAACGGCCGGUCAAAGGGCAUCCGCGUGGUCAACCUCAGCCUGGGCGGCGAGGCGCCUGCCAACGCGGCGGGCAGCGCGACGUGCGCGGCGGUGAAGCAGGUGGUGGACGCCGGCAUUGUCGUCGUCGCGGCGGCGGGCAACGCGAUCGGCACCAGCCCCAGGUCAUGGACCACCCAGCUCCCCGCGGCCUGCCCAGAUGUCAUCGUCGCCACCGCCAUAACCAGCGCGACCAGCGGCAACGCCCCCGCGACCUUUUCCUACUUCCUGUCCGCCGCCGACUCGGCCGACGAGCGCUCGCGGACGCGCACUUUUGCGGGCCCCGGCGUGGACAUCCGAUCUUCCUGGCCGGUCAAGCUUGCGGGGGCCAAUGGCGCCUACAGGACCCUCAGCGGAACCUCGAUGGCCGCCCCCCACAUAUCCGCAGUUGUGGCCAAGUGCUUCUCCGCCGGUGUGUGCACCGACGCGGGCGCGGGCGCCGCCGAGCCGCUGGCCGCGGCGGCGAGGGCGCGCAACAUCGGGGACGCGAACUACGGUUAUAAGACAGACCCCUUUUUUGGGCGGUCCAAGGUUGGCGCCGAGAGAUACUAUGGAGCACUGGUCCACGCGGGCUGGCGGCCCGCGAGCAGCUCUCCAGGGAGCGGAUGA
Monoraphidium neglectum is the source of this 3120-nucleotide messenger RNA. RefSeq names its product sec-independent protein translocase protein TatC. NCBI's taxonomy places the organism in Eukaryota, Viridiplantae, Chlorophyta, Chlorophyceae, Sphaeropleales, Selenastraceae. Gene Ontology annotation, molecular function: proton motive force dependent protein transmembrane transporter activity; serine-type endopeptidase activity. The transcript has 13 exons. Gene Ontology annotation, cellular component: membrane; TAT protein transport complex. Gene Ontology annotation, biological process: protein transport by the Tat complex; intracellular protein transmembrane transport; proteolysis. The coding region runs from base 1 to 3120 and encodes 1039 amino acids. The record is from RefSeq and is a predicted model, not a curated record.